Symbiodinium pilosum is the source of this 918-nucleotide messenger RNA. The record is from the annotation of a GenBank genome assembly. NCBI's taxonomy places the organism in Eukaryota, Dinophyceae, Suessiales, Symbiodiniaceae.
AUGUUUCACGUACUACUCCAUGUGCCUGGUGGCAGACGUUCUUUUCUCAGGAGAGGUGCUCUGCUCGUGGCAGCUGCACUUGCCUUAAGCUAUGCCACCUUUGCCUUCGUCCCAAGGAUUGUGAAGGCACUGGCAAACCAAUGCUUUCUUACAAGAGUCGUCAGGCAGGCUGCUAAGGAGAGAAAUCCAGUUGAACGCAUGCAGAGAUUUCUACGACCCCGAAUGGGGAAGGGAACUAUUCGUGAGCUGCCUCCAAAUGCUGAGAUGAUCGGCAGCUUGAAAAUUGCGUACGAGGUAGUGCUUCCGAAGCCGAUGGGCAUUGCCUUGGAAGAUGGGCCCCAAGGGCCAGGAUUUGGAGUUGGUGUGGCAGACGUGAUGGAGGGUGGCAGUGCGCACAAGCUCCUCCAAGAUGUGCUUGCGGGCCGCAAGGACUCUAUGUGGAUCCAGGAGGGAGAUGAGCUGGAGGCAGUCAAUGGUGAGCCAUUAAACGGUUUCAAGGAGAAGGCUACCGAACUCGUCCAGAAGUCUGGGGACGAACCGGUGAGGUUGACCCUGUCCCGCCCGCGAAAAGGAUACAUCAAGGUGGUGUUCCCGGAUGGAAAGUCGGCAACAUCUCCCAGGGCAGCGAUCCUGAAACGCCUCGCAGAAAAGGUGGGCUACAACUGUGGCUGCACCUGCAGCGACGGCCGUUGCGGCAAGUGCUUUCACAAGGAUCCCGCGACUGGCGAAGUCUAUGUCCUCCCUUUGAACGUGCCUGGCCUCGUGCCUUCAGUGUGGCGCAGAUCCGACGAGGGCGGGGUGAGGCCGGGGGAAGCAGAGUUUGAAUGUUGGAUUCCUUUGCGUCUUGAGCGAGCUCCAGAAGAAUACGAGAAGGCUAUCAAGGAGGAAGCCGCUGAGAGUGCAAGACGUGACAGCUAA